AUGCCCUUCUUCCGCCGCCCCAAAGGCCAGACUGAGGACGUCUCGGUCGCAAACAACACCACCGCCGAUAAUACCAACAUCGCAACCCACAACGACUAUACGGGCAACGAGGACAAAAGCAACGCCGAAGACAAGGUCGCGAACCCUUUGCGCGAUAGCCUUGCGAAGCAGGACGCCCCGAUGCCGAACCACGCUCGGCCCGGCUCCGGCUUUGGCAAGCUGGGGGACGAGGACUACGAGCUUCGCGAUGUGGACUCGUCGGCGUCGCGUGACCACUCCGGCAACGGUGUGCCCCGCAACCCGAAUGCCAUGGGGGGCGCCGACAACGACAGCGUGCUUGAGGGAACGGCGACCGAGUACCGCACGUAUAAGCGCCGCUGGUUCGGCCUAGCGCAGUUGACGCUGCUCAACAUCAUUGUGUCCUGGGAUUGGCUCACCUUCGCCCCUGUCGCCUCCAGCGCCGCGUCCUACUACGGCGUCUCCGAGUCCACCAUCAAUUGGCUCUCGACCGCCUUCCUCUUCUCGUUCGUCGUCAUCUUCCCCGUCGCGAUCCGCAUCCUCCACUGGGGCCCCAAGCCCUCCUUCAUGACGGCGGCUGCGCUGAUCCUCAUCGGCAACUGGGUCCGGUAUGCCGGCUCGCACGACAGCUCCGGGGGAAACUACGGCGUCGUCAUGUUCGGCCAGAUCCUCACGGGUCUCGGGCAGCCCUUCGUUCUGGCGGCGCCGACGAGGUACUCGGACCUUUGGUUCACCAACCGCGGCCGCGUCGCCGCCACGGCGCUGACGUCCCUCGCGAACCCCCUCGGCGCCGCACUCGGCCAGCUCAUUGUCCCCUUUUGGGUGACUUCCCCGAGCGAUAUGUCCUCGGGCGUGCUGUACGUGUCCGUCAUCUCGACCGUCGCGGCCCUCCCGGCUUUCUUUAUCCCCGCGCGCCCGCCGACCCCCGUGGCGCCUUCGUCGGAGACGAUCAAGCUUGGCAUCCGCGAGUCCGUCGGCAUCGUCUCGCGUUCCCUGGAGCUGUGGCUCGUCUUCAUCCCCUACGCCUUCUACGUCGGCUUCUUCAACUCCAUCUCCUCGCUGCUGAACCAGAUGAUGGUUCCCUACGGCUUCUCCGACGAGGAGGCCGGCAUCGCGGGCGCCCUGCUCAUCGUCGUCGGCCUCGUCGCGUCGGCCAUCACGUCCCCGAUCCUGGACCGCACAAAGAAGUUCCUGCUGGCCAUCAAGACGGCCGUCCCCAUCAUCGGGCUGUGCUACCUUGUCUUCAUCUGGAUGCCCGAGACCCGCAACAUCGCGGGGCCGUACGUCGUCCUCGCCGUCCUCGGCGCGUCGUCCUUCUCGCUCGUGCCCGUCGCUCUCGAGCUGCUCAUCGAGCUGAGCCACCCCGUCAGCCCCGAGAUCACGAGCACCAUCGCCUGGGCCGGCGGCCAGCUGCUCGGCGCCCUCUUCAUCAUCAUCUCGGACGCCCUGCAGGCGGACAGCAAGGCGGACCCGCCCAAGAACAUGAAGAACGUGCUCAUCUUCCAGGCCGUCAUCGCCAUGGCCAUCGUGCCGCUGCCGCUGUGCUUGGGCCUGUUUGGCCGGCGCGACAAGGUCAGCCUGCGGCGCGUCAGGUCCGACACGCAAGGGGUCCGGCAGGAGAACCCGUAG
Colletotrichum spaethianum is the source of this 1647-nucleotide messenger RNA. RefSeq names its product MFS-type transporter EF102. Gene Ontology annotation, biological process: transmembrane transport. NCBI's taxonomy places the organism in Eukaryota, Fungi, Ascomycota, Sordariomycetes, Glomerellales, Glomerellaceae. Bases 1 to 1647 code for a protein of 548 amino acids. The record is from RefSeq and is a predicted model, not a curated record. Gene Ontology annotation, molecular function: transmembrane transporter activity. Gene Ontology annotation, cellular component: membrane. The transcript has 2 exons.